CAAAUGAGCCUGGGUGAAAUGUUUGCGCGCAUGCGCAACACUGCAGCCCUCGACUAAAUUGAGGUCUUUGUUGAGACCAAUAGACAAAUCUUGCUCGAGCUUUACCGAUACCUCAGGGAUAUUUAGUGAAAAGACAACCGUUUUAUGCACAGUCGUGAACAAGUAGGCUUCAUGUUAUCCCGAACACGAACGCGAGGAAAUUAGCAGAGCUGACAACAUCGGAUGUACACAAACAAACCCAUCGCUGUCGUUUUAAGGUGGUAUUUUUCAGCGUGACGAUUUUAUUUAUUGAACAUUUACGACAAUCGCUUUCGUCGAAAUGGGGAACUGACAUAUUUAAAAGGAGUAGAUUUCCUCUUCACAUCCAGGAUAUCAUGAAAGAGGAGAGCAUUUGUAUGGAAAGGCUGCCCAUGGCACGCAGAAGUGGGUUUCAACUUUCCAGCUGCCUCGUCCAGACAGAGGAGAAGAGGGACGCAGAAAGAGGAUAUUUGUGGGCCAGCUUUAUUUCACAUAAAUAGUCCAACUGCAAUAUUUGGGAUCAGGUCGGAGAUGGAGACUGUCGGGAAAUUCGAGUUCAGCAGGAAGGACCUCAUAGGACACGGUGCCUUCGCAGUGGUUUUCAAAGGCAGACAUCGAGAGAAGCAUGAAUGGGAGGUUGCCGUCAAAUGCAUAAACAAGAAGAAUUUGGCCAAAUCGCAGACUCUUCUGGGCAAAGAAAUCAAGAUAUUGAAGGAACUGAAACAUGAAAACAUCGUUGCAUUGCACGACUUUCAGGAAACGGCUAGCUCCGUGUACCUUGUAAUGGAGUACUGCAACGGGGGAGACCUGGCUGACUACUUGCACUCAAAGGGCACUUUAAGUGAAGACACCAUCCGAGUAUUCCUACAGCAGAUCACAGGGGCCAUGAGGGUUCUGCAGGCCAAAGGGAUCAUCCACAGAGACCUGAAACCCCAAAACAUCCUGUUGUCCCAUCCUGCAGGCCGAAAGUCUCACUUCAACAACACCUGCAUUAAGAUAGCUGACUUUGGCUUUGCGAGGUACCUCCAGAACAACAUGAUGGCUGCCACUCUCUGUGGGUCUCCGAUGUACAUGGCUCCUGAAGUUAUCAUGUCACAAAACUAUGAUGCCAAGGCUGACCUGUGGAGCAUAGGGACCAUUGUGUUUCAGUGUCUGACUGGGAAGGCUCCAUUUCAGGCCAGCAGUCCCCAGGAUCUCCGCUUGUUUUAUGAGAAAAAUAAAACUCUUAGCCCAAACAUUCCCAGAGAAACUUCCACCCAUCUCAGACACCUGCUGCUCGGCCUCCUGCAGAGGAACCAUAAGGACCGAAUGGACUUCGAUGAAUUCUUCAGACAUCCAUUUUUGGAAGCAAGCUCAUCUAUGAAGAAGUCUACACCAGUGACCGUGACAUGCUUUCCCAAUUCAGCCUCUGCAAGCUCAUGCAGCAGUUCAUCUACUUCACACCUGGCCUCUCCUCCUCAAUCGCUUGCUGAGAUCCAGCAUGUCCGUGCAAAGGCGUUAGCCUCCCCUACCCAGGAUUCUCCAGGAUAUCUGCUGAAAGACUCAGGAGGAGGUGGAGGAGGCAGCAGUAGCAAAAACUCAUCCUGUGACACUGAUGAUUUCGUCAUGGUUCCAGCUCAUUUCCCCAGUGAGCUUACCUGUGACAUGCCAACUGGAAAGGUUCUCCAGGACAGUUUGAUGUAUAGCGGGAGUUCUCUUCUGGCGUCCGGAGGUCAGUGCAGUCAAGGAAAGACUCCGCCACGCUCUCCAUCAUUCAGCAGCUCUCCAGGACCCAGCGGCAGGCCGAGUGAGUUUUCUGGGAGUAGCUAUGGCAACUAUGGGCAGUCUGUACCCAUUCCAGUGCCCACACAGAUUCACAACUACCAGCGCAUGGAGCAAAACUUCCAGUUUCCAGGUCAAGAGGGUUCUCCUCGAUCUGGUUUGGCUCAGAGAUGCAGUAGUGGUAGUUUUCUGGCCUGUGGAAGGACAGGGCCUUCUCCUCCUCGGUCUGGUUCUGCUGUCAUGUCCCGCAGGCUUUCCACAGGAGGCAGCAAACCCUUCCAGCUCUCUCCACAGGUGGGCACCAUUCCUGAAUUGCCAGGCCAAGUUUGCCCAGCGAGUGCAGAAGUGGGUCACAGGGGCUCUCGUGGUGGAGAAGCCAAGACUUGGCCUCAGCAGCAGGGUCUAGGCACGCGGCUCAACAGUGCCCCCUGUUUGCUGGAGGCCGCUGGAGGCUGCAGGCAGAAGAUCAGGAAGCAGCACUCAGAUCCAGUGGUCGCCCCUCAGGCAAACGUGAUGCCCUUCAGGACCCUGCACUCCUCACCCAGGCUCAGUGAACUUAUGCAACGCAACCCCCUACCAACUAUCCUGGGUUCUCCUUCAAGAGCCAUGCCCCCGUUUGAGUUUCCCAAGCCUCCGAGUUCCCCAAACAUGGUCACAUUUCUGACCCAGCAGGGCCUCAGAACAGCUCAGGGAGAGCCUAGUUAUUCACCUGCCUACCAGCCAGAGGAGCGGAAAGGAUUUGGGAGGUCUCAGAGCGCUGGUCGCCUGUCUGAUGUGCUGCUGAUGGCAGCAUUUGGAGGACAGAGAGGAGAACGAGGCAGCAUGGAGAAUCUCAACACUGACAGAGCCAUCGACAUCACAGCGCCACCUGGUGGUGGGGGCAUCGUGGUCGGCUCAGGUAGCCCUGCUCGAGUGGUGUUCACCAUUGGUUCUCCACCCAGUGGAGCAACACCUCCGCAGAAUUCUCGCUCAAGAAAGCUCUCCGCAGGUUCUUCAAGCUCCGUUAGUCCAGUAGGCUCUCUCACCAGCCGCUACACACAAGCAGGCAAUUACAUGGACUGCUAUGAGGGAUCUUCCAGUCCCCGCUACGGUUUCUCUGACCCCAUCUCAGCCGUGACUUUUGAAGCCCCUGAACUACCAGAGGAGACCCUGAUGGAACAGGAACACACGGAGACUCUUUGCAGGCUCCGCUUCAUGCUGGACUUUGCUCGUUGUAUGGUGGAGGUAGCAGGAGCUCGGAGUGGAGAGAUGGCCCAGACUGAGCUCUCCUCCACCAGCCUGCUCCAACAACAGAGCCUGAUGGCCGACCAGAUCAGCUCUCUGAGCCGAGAGUGGAGUUAUGCUGAGCAGUUGGUGCUUUACAUGAAGACCGCAGAGCUUCUGUCAUCUUCACUACAAACAGCCAUGGAAGGAAUCAAGCAGGGAAAAUUGUACCCCUCAAGCACCGUCAAACAAGUGGUCAGGAGGUUGAAUGACCUGUACAAGUCCAGCGUGAUGUCCUGUCGGUCUCUGAGCAAUCAGCUGGAGCGAUUCUUCACCCGAAAACACAAACUCAUGGACCACAUCAACAGCAUCACUGCAGAAAGGCUCCUCUUCGGCCACACUGUGCAAAUGGUGCAGGCUGCAGCUCUGGAUGAGAUGUUUCAUCAGGGGGAAGCAUCAAUUCAGCGCUACCAUAAGGCCUUGCUGCUCAUGGAGGGUCUGUCGCUUCUCCUCACUGAACAGGCUGACAUCCUUAGCAUUAGCAAGUGUAAACAAUGCAUUGAACGCCGUCUCACCGCCUUGCAGUCGGGUCUCUGUGUGUAAAGUCUCUUCGCCACACCAAUGUUUCACCCUUAAGAUUCCCGUUUUCGCAACAUCCUCCAGAAUCUUUUCCCAUUUCCACCUAUCAGAGCUCUCUAUGGGAUUGAACGGGCCUCUUGAUUGGACCAAGUUUGUCUGAUAUCAAAACAGCGCAGAUAUGAAAUUCUGCCACUUUGGAUCAUCUCAAACACAGAAGGACAGAGUAAAUAUUGUGUCUGCAGUCCAGAUCGAACCCGAUUCCACCACUGAAAAGAGAGUAGUUCCUCGGUGCACUUGUUGGCUUAAAUAGGAUGCGUGUUAUAAAUGGGUUGUGCAAUCUUAGUUGAUCUGAGAUCCGAUUUACCCACAAAACAUCAGUUUCUUUAGGUUUUCAAAUUAGUUAUCACUACAUUUACUUGCAGACUGACGCUGAAAGAUUUUUUAGAUGAUUAUUAGUGAUUUAUUAGUAGAGUUUGAGCUGUUUUGUGUGGUUGAAGUUGGUUGAUUGGUUAGUUGGUUUCAUUCCAAGUGUCUAGUUUGAAGAAUAUAUAAUCCCUGGAUGGAUGUUUCAGAAUUUGUGCACCAUUUGAAUGUAAUAAAAGGCCCAAAUUCUCCCAUUAGAGGAGAUCAAUCAGAAAUUCACUGACCAAAUUAUAAGCCAUUUAUUUAAAGCAAGAAAGUUUUUAAUUUUGCCAAUUAUUUAAAAAACAUUCUCAUCGUUUCACAGAAGGAAACUGUACAAAGCCAGCAAAACCUUUUGUAGCACUUUAGUGAAUGUUUACCAAGAGCAUGUCAAAUCCCUGUUUCCUAAUACCGUGUGCAGUGUUUGGACAUCUCUUAUGACCUGUUAAGUUCCCCCCUUUUUUAAAGAUAGCUAUUAUUGUGUUUUAUUUUGUGUUUGGCAAUCACUUGUCUGAAUGUAGUUCGGUUUUGUUUUAAUUUUUAGGGCCUUCAGCUGUAAUUUAGGCAGAAAUAUCAAGCCAAAACAAAUCUGCAGUGUUUUUUUGUAGCAUAAACAAAACUAUUUAAAAGGAACUCUUGAUUUAUAUCUGUUUUGCUAUCAUGCGUGCCCCGUUCCUGAUUUAUACUAGGACUUUAAUACUCAUUUUAGUGUUUGUUUGAAGACAGAAUGUACUUCCUUUUUGGGUCGUGCAUGCAUAGAUGUUCCUGAUGUGAGAUGUGUUUAAUCUGAAGCAGGUAUAUUAAAGACAGGUCUUAAGAUAAGUUUAUCUGCACUGUUCGAGGGCUCUUUUGAAUAAGUCAGCUGAAGACAUUCAAACGCGA
Danio rerio (zebrafish) is the source of this 4845-nucleotide messenger RNA. NCBI's taxonomy places the organism in Eukaryota, Metazoa, Chordata, Actinopteri, Cypriniformes, Danionidae. The record is from RefSeq and is a predicted model, not a curated record.